CUUCCAAAGCGUUUUACAAGGGCCGUGGGUAGCAAGGGUCGUGGGAGGGCGCGGGCCCCCAUGCCACGUUGGUGAGCGGAUUUGGGGCAUGGCAGAGGUGGUACCAGGCGAGAUUUGUUGGGUAAGCGCAUAUAUGUCACACCCUCUAGACUUCCAGUCUCAGAUGCGAGUACACAGUACACACGCUCCGAGCAGGACUCUAGUUUUGUUUUCCUUUACCCCUCUUUGAGGAACCGCUCUGGGCCGGGGCGCCUGUGGCGCGGUGUUAUAUGUUUGAGCUCUGGCUGUCGACCUUAGUUGCUGGGCUACUUUCCCCAUCUCGUUCCUUCUUGCAAAGAAAACGACUGUUUUUCAGUGUUGCGAAGAUACCCGUGUUGAACUUGUUAAACGCGCACCUUGAUGAAAUAGCCAAUGGCGUGCUUUGUUUGAAGACUAUCUUGAAGCUUUGAAACAAGAUUUUUGGAACUUGUUUGUUGAAUACAUCAUGCGCAAACUUUGGACUGAAGGCUGUUAGAACAUGUGCAUCGACAUGUUUGAUUGUCCAAGGAUCACCGGCAAGCUCCCAGGCUAUUUGUCCCCAUCGGCCGGUCUUAAAUUUGCCGACGUGCCAAACGGACUUGCAGCAAUCUCCAAGGUGCCUGCAGCAGGCUGGGGGCAGAUCUUGGCCUACAUGGCAUUCUGCGAGGUUUCCCAGGAUCAAUCUCCUGGCACACCUGCUGCCGCUGGAGACUUUGGCUUCAAGGUCCUGACAUCAUCCGAUCCUGCUGAGAAAACAAAAAAACUUAGCGCCGAACUUGCCAAUGGCCGUCUUGCGAUGAUGGCGAUCAUCGGCAUGUUCUUUCAGGAUGGCUUGACUGGAAGCGCAUGGGGUGACUGGGCCAACUACACUGCCUCUCCGCUCCGCGCUUUGCGAUGAAGACGUUGUUGCAUAUCUGCGUUGCCCUGGUGAUGUGAGAGAAAAGAGGC
Durusdinium trenchii is the source of this 966-nucleotide messenger RNA. The record is from the annotation of a GenBank genome assembly. Lineage: Eukaryota; Dinophyceae; Suessiales; Symbiodiniaceae.